This is a messenger RNA of Penicilliopsis zonata CBS 506.65, 471 nucleotides long. RefSeq lists its product as hypothetical. The coding region runs from base 1 to 471 and encodes 156 amino acids. The transcript has a single exon. Lineage: Eukaryota; Fungi; Ascomycota; Eurotiomycetes; Eurotiales; Aspergillaceae. The record is from RefSeq and is a predicted model, not a curated record.
AUGUACGCCUCCACCAUUGCAGUCUCGCUCGCAGCCCUGACUCCCCUUGCUGCCGCUGUCGGGAGUGCCGUCGUGGUAAACAAGUGCGCGGACACCGUCUACCUCUGGUCCGUCGGGGGCAGCGUCGGCCCUGAGCAGACACUCGCCUCUGGAGACGAGUGGUCGGAGGAGUUUUACUACGACUCCACCUCUGGCGGGGUGACGAUCAAGAUCACCCGCGGGUCCGAUGGAUUGUACGACGGCAGCGCGCAGACCGACUUCGCCUACACCCUGGACGGCGACACCAUCUGGUACGACCUGUCGGACGUCUUUGGCGACCCAUUCUCCGGCCACGCCGUUCUCCAGGCACCCAGCGACACCAGCUGUCCGUCGAACUGCUGGUCGGACGGUGUCUCGCCGGCUGGGAGCCAGACCCUGGAUUGCCAGGCAGACUCUAAUGUCACCUUGACGCUGUGUGCGGGCAGCUGCUAA